Molecule: messenger RNA, 1184 nt
Organism: Solenopsis invicta (red fire ant)
Lineage: Eukaryota; Metazoa; Arthropoda; Insecta; Hymenoptera; Formicidae
Product: nuclear receptor 2C2-associated protein
Exons: 4
Coding region: 273-602 (109 amino acids)
Source: RefSeq, a predicted model, not a curated record
GCUAUCGUACUCAAUCGUACUGUAUUGAUAGCAUAUUUAUUAAUGACUAUCAGUGGAAAAUUGAGAAAAUUUAUUCUUUAUACAAAUAUAAUAUAAUUAUAUCUCUGGUAAGAAUAGAAAUAAAAAUGCCUAUAAAAACUGGUGAAAAUGUGCCUACAUUGUGUGAAGAAAAUAAGUUCGAGUGCUGGUUAGUUUAACGUGCUGGUAGUAUAAUGAAAUAAUAGGUGAGUUCUGUGCUGAACAAGAAUGUUCAAUUUUAUGGCAAAAAGUACAUGUUUGAUAAUUGCUGUGAGACAUGCUGGAAUUCUGACGCGGGAAGUCCACAAUGGGUUGUUAUUAAUUUUGAAAAAGAAUGCAGCCUCUCCUGUUUUGAGAUACAAUUUCAAGGUGGAUUUGCUGGGAAAAAUUGUCAUAUAGAGGCUGGCAAUGAUAAAAAGGAACUGACAGUUAUUGAAUCCUAUUAUCCACAAGAUGAUAACAGCCUACAGCAAUUUUACUUAAAAAAUCGGAUUACAGCUAAAGUCUUUAAAUUUGUAUUUAAUGAAAGCACCGAUCUCUUUGGUCUCAUUUUGGAUCGGUUGAGCACUGGCUGGUCGAGCUGAAUGAAAAAACACAAAUAAGUUGUAAUAAUAUCAUUACUUACAGCUACAAAUAAUUUUUUUUUUAAUUUUAUUAUUCUUACUUGCACAGGCUAGAGGCUGAAGCUUUAUGUCAUCAACAGCAAAACCUCCAUUACUGGCGCUUCCCUCGAGAAUAAGUCGAUAUGGAGUUCGUGCUUCAAUCGUCACUUGUGCCGCCAUCCAUACCGGUCGUGGAUUAUUUAAUCCUUUAGCUGUCAGUGACCAUAACUGCAAUAGGGAAAUUAAAAGUUUAGAACAAAAAUGAAUCGCAUACGCUGCUUCAUGAAAAUUUUCAUUUCAUGCACUUUAUAUUAAAAUAAAAGUAAAUUAGAAAUUUAAAUUUUUUACUUGUAUAUAGAAUGCGCUUAUAAAAAUGUUAGCGCGCUUUUUUGUCAUUUUAUUUUUGUUUUAUGUUUAAUGAAUGGUCAAGAUAGAAUGACAAAAAAAUACGCUAACAUCAAGCGUGUUCUGUGUAGAAUACAGGCCUUAUUUUAUUUUAUCAAAACUCAAAGAAUGUGCAUAAAUGAUAUUUUGGAUAUUAUAUAUGUUCGAUUUUAUAUGUAA